Molecule: messenger RNA, 744 nt
Organism: Colletotrichum destructivum
Lineage: Eukaryota; Fungi; Ascomycota; Sordariomycetes; Glomerellales; Glomerellaceae
Exons: 1
Coding region: 224-496 (90 amino acids)
Source: RefSeq, a predicted model, not a curated record
CGACAGGGGACCAGUCUGUCUGUAAUCUGUAGUAUUUUGUGGCACCGAUCGUAGCAUGCCUGGUGCCUGGUGCUUUCUCUGUGCAGGAGGUGAUACUGUUCUGUCGGGCUCGUCGUUGUUGUUGUCGCGGGACGUUGCAAACUUUGUCGGGGUUGAUAGGCGACCCAUAACCUAUCGGUGGCUGUCGUGUUGAUGUUUGUUUGGGCGCGGUCGUUGUGCUCGCAUGAUAGCCCGUGACUCAACCGCGGUGAUGGCGAUGGUGUUGUCUGUUGACAUGUCGUGCUUUGUGGCUUGCUCUCGAAUUUUUGGUGGUCAGAGCCCGCCCGCGGCCACGAGCAGGCCCUUUGGAUGCAGAAUCAAUGCCGAGGAUGACAUUGUGCCCAAAGUGACCUCUGAGAGCGCGAGCGGGCGUGGUUCGAUCAAUUUGAUGCUGUUUUCAAAAAUUUCGUUCUCGCUUUUGUUGAUUCCCCCCCCCCCUGACAACAAGUCAACGUAAUCGCUGCCCACCAACUCAAGAGCGGCGACAUACAAAUAUUCACAAGCACCACGGCCGAGGCCAUACAGCUCAAGCAAAACAAGGGAUGGCUCAGAGGACUCGGAGAACGUGCAGAACUUAUCAAUUGCAAACCUACGAGCUCAAGCGUGCUUAGAGGUAUGUACAAGCAAGCGAAGCAGGCUAGGUGUCAGGCGACAGCUUGGCAGCCAGCAAUAAUGUACAUAUUGGUCUAUUCCUACUAAGCGAGU